Nothobranchius furzeri (turquoise killifish) is the source of this 3371-nucleotide messenger RNA. Its product is annotated as E3 ubiquitin-protein ligase znrf2. The record is from RefSeq and is a predicted model, not a curated record. Gene Ontology annotation, molecular function: ubiquitin protein ligase activity. Lineage: Eukaryota; Metazoa; Chordata; Actinopteri; Cyprinodontiformes; Nothobranchiidae. Gene Ontology annotation, biological process: proteasome-mediated ubiquitin-dependent protein catabolic process; protein K48-linked ubiquitination. Gene Ontology annotation, cellular component: membrane; intracellular membrane-bounded organelle; cytoplasm.
UAUUUGUUACAACGGUACUCCAUACUCAAAGAGGCUCGAAGAGGAACUGAAAAUGCUUUAUUUCCGCUGCAGCGACGACGACGGGCACGUCAAAAAUAAAAGAAAAUGUGGUUUGUGAGGACAAUCUGAGGCCAGAGGAAAAGAGUCUACCUACCGUUAUUAUCUUCAGAAAGUUCGUUAGCAAGCAGUGUGUUUAUUUGAAGUCUUCAGCUGGCUAUCUAACGGUUUAAGGGUCGUUUUGAGGUUAACGCGUCCCCUUGUAUUUUGAUUUAGCUGCUAGCAUCCGUUAAAGAUGGGAACAAGAGCAAGUCGUCUACAGGAAGACCCGCUGCCUUCACCUUUCGGAAAAGAGGGGACAAAACGAGAUUCCUAUCGACGAGCUCACUGUGCAAGGCCCACCAGUCUCGUUGUUGACUUUUCGGUUAGUUUCGAAGAAACUGAGGCCAACCGGAGCCGAUCUGAGGAGGGUAGCGACUCGGACUUGGGGCUGCAUGGGGCAAGCGCCGACGGCAGCCCCGCAGACCACCACAGCUUACCCUCCAGCAUGAGCCAGGCGUCACCCGCAAGCGAUAACAACAGCGAGGGGAAACCCGAGGAGGACGAUAACGCAAGCCCGGAGGCUCCGGUGGAAGCGGAACGCCAACACGGGGAGGAGACAGGCCGCACACCUCACCGCACUUUUUCCGAGCGGAUCCCCGGGAAUCGACACUCUUCGGCCCGCAGCGUUGGUGCAAGAUCCGCCCGGGUCCGGAGCACACAUUCGCGGCCGGUGUCAGAAGCUUGGAUCGGCCUUUACCGUGUUAACAACCGACAUGGCAAUAUCCGCUGUCCUUUCUGCUCAAAGCCUUUCCCCGGCGGUCGGAUCGAGGAUCACCUGUUGAGCUGCCUCACGUCUCCUCCCCUACCUUACAACACGGACGUGCUCAGUAAAGACAGCGGGGAGUGCUCUAUCUGUUUGGAGGAUCUGGUUCAGGGGGAGACUAUCGCCAGGCUGGCUUGCCUCUGUGUCUACCAUAAGAGCUGCAUUGAUUCCUGGUCCAAGGUGAAGCCCUGCUGCCCCGAACAUCCCUUUGAUUGACUCGUAGGUCGCUCGUUUUCAGCCCAGUGACCGACUCGACUCAGGAGACUACGCUGAACCCCAAUAUAUUUACAAUAAAAAUGUAUUAUUGAACAAGCAAAAGUCAAUUGUCCCUGUGAGGUGUUUGAGGGGAGAAUAAUCCCAAGAGGAACCUGAUGCUCUCUGCUUGGAUCAAUACUAUUUAAAGUUUAUCUGCCUAAUGCCAACAGUAAAACCAGCUGCUCUUGUUUUAAUUUGUUGUUGAGAGACUCGUUGGAUCAGAAGUGCUGGCGUUACCCUGUCUCCUCUGGAACAUAUAAAUAUUAUCCAUGAUGGAACUCCAGCAAAGAUGUUAAACUCGGUGAGGGAAACGUGAGUUUUUGUGACCGGCGACUUUUGUGUAAUUUCAGCCUCUGACCAGGAUGGCUCAUUUUUUUUAUCAAGUAUUGUCAUACGCAAUUGAAUGUUUCCCUUUCUCGGCUCACCCCGACUGAUCCAAUCUCACUCAGAGAAGCCAAAUCUGUUUCCGCGUUAGCGUUGUAUGCUAGCCUGAAGGCUUGUUUGUGGUGGUGGUGGUGGGGUACUGUUACUCUGGUUUGUUGCCUGUAUACAUUUCUGAGGAUCUUUGGUUUAUUAUUAUUUUUUUCCUUUUUAUUUAAAUGGGUCAGUUUUUCCUUAAAUGGCUAGUUAGUGCUGAGUUUAUCGUGCUGCUACUUGGUGUUUCAGGAAGAUGGGUGGUUUAUUUGUUUUUUGGAUCAUGGUAGCAUCAUGUUAGCACCAACUGAAGCACUUUUUGUCCACCUUAGUAUUUUUUUUCUUACUGUCUGGGAUUACAGUUUGUAUGUGUGUCUGUCUGUGUCCAGAUGAUGACUGGGGACUGAAGAUGUCCUGAACAUGGCUGUGUGUGUGGUGUGUGUGUGUUUGUAAAUGGCUCACGUCUGCUUGGCCAAGAGCGUUUGAUUGUCAACACUCGUUUCCAAAGCUGUUACAUGAGGAUUUCGGUACUUUAGAGUGCAGUUUGAGUUUUUGUCCCCCUCCCAUUUCCAACACCCUCAGGGUCAAUCAGGACUUUUCUUUUGUUUUUCUUUUGGACCAGGCCCCGAGUGACGGUUUUACCAUCUGGUUGAUGGAAUAAAGGGACGGACGGACUGAGGGAUGUAUAUUUGGGGCAUGUUUACACCCUGUGGCAUCUGCCUCCUUCCACAUAACUGGAGGCUACAGACAGCUCAUGGUAAAUUAUUACAUAACCCCCCCCCCCCCCCCCCCCCCCUUAUAAUUUUAAAGAUUUUACCUAGAUUACCACACUUUUCAUGAUUAUUGUGUUUGCCGUUUUCUCUAUGCUGAUUGCCUUUGAGUGACGAAGGGGCUCUUGUGUUUGUUUUUUUGGGCCUUUUGGAGCCCAACAGUGAGGCUGCCUAACGCAGAUUGUGCACAGGCCAGUGGAAGGAACAAAAACAUGCAUUUAUUUUUUUAUGUUUUUUUUUUUUCUUUUAAUAAUCCCAGUGCUGCAGUGAUAACUUUGGAGGGUUGCUUUCUGGGGUUCAGGCUCUUUGUUUUUGUUUUUCUCUUCUGGUUUUGCAGUCUGAGGUGCUACAACUCACCCGCCACAAGUGGCCAGCCCCGUGCAUGUUUCUCAUAUUAUCUAUAAAUAUAUAUAAAUGUAUUGGAAAGAGUUAAAAAUGAAAGAUGCCAAAAGUCUGUCUGUGCGUUGGGAGCAUUGUGUGAGAGCGUGCAGAAGACGAGGUGCAUUGAUCAUUAGGUGUUACAUUUGUUGUGGUGAUAAUUUAUGAUGUUGUAUACUUUGGCUGGCGGGGAUGGGGUGUUUGUUAAUGCUCAGUGGAGGUUGGGUUUUCUGUUAACAAGACUAUUCUAAAACUCCACAUAGCACAUUUACUUUGUUACCCUCUCUAAGCCGUGUGGUGCAAUACCUCAGUUUUUAUUUUACUUCUUUACCAGUGCUAGCUAAACCAGCUCCUCUCCAAAUCGGAUGGUAUUUUGCAUAAACAUCCCACAAGUAUUGCUUUUAGACCAUGCAGUCCAGUGUCCACUGUGUGCUUUGAUAUCGACAUUGGAUCCGAAUGUUCAAAUGGUCCCACGACAGGAUCUGCCCCCCCCCCCGGAUAUGGACAAUCUGCCUCAACUCUGGUAUUAAAAAGCAAAUUAAAUUUUAUUUAUUAAACUGUAAAUAUGUCAUGCAAUUCAAGAAGAUGGCUCAGUCCUUGUCUGUUCAAUAUGCUGUUUCUAAGCUCUGAUCUUUUGUAUGUCUCAGAAAUCGUUUUUAUAUGUAUUUUUUACAAUAAAUAUGUGUGAGAGA